This is a messenger RNA of Lodderomyces pseudojiufengensis, 2322 nucleotides long. RefSeq lists its product as uncharacterized. The coding region runs from base 1 to 2322 and encodes 773 amino acids. Gene Ontology annotation, biological process: intracellular copper ion homeostasis; transmembrane transport; chloride transport. Gene Ontology annotation, cellular component: fungal-type vacuole; early endosome; Golgi apparatus. The transcript has a single exon. Gene Ontology annotation, molecular function: voltage-gated chloride channel activity. The record is from RefSeq and is a predicted model, not a curated record. NCBI's taxonomy places the organism in Eukaryota, Fungi, Ascomycota, Pichiomycetes, Serinales, Debaryomycetaceae.
AUGACAUCUACUUUCCAACAGUUUAAUGAAUCGUUUGAUGACACAUUAGUUCAACUGACACCAGAAUCAACGAUAUCAAUCAGAGACUCCAAAACAGGAUCAUGGGUAAAUCAAGAUUCAAUACCAGAAGUUUCAAGAUUCAAUGACUUUAGGACGAUAGAUUGGGUUGAAGAUGAAUUAGAUGAACAAAAACAAAGAUUAUUAAAAAUCAAGAAAUUUCAUAGUGGUUCAACUAAUUUAAAAGAUAAAAUUUUAUCACAAAUUUUGAAUUGGAUUGUGCUAGCUAUAAUGGGAAUUGUUAUUGGAUUAAUAGCUGGAUGUUUAAAUAUUAUAACUUCAUUUUUAGCAAGUCUAAGAGUUGGAUAUUGUAAAAAUGUAUUUUAUUUAAGUGAAAAUUUUUGUUGUUGGGGUGAAGAAGAAGAAAAAUGUGAAAAUUGGAGUAAAUGGUCUAGAUUUGAAUUUUUAAAUUAUAUCAUCUUUGUAUUAAUAUCAAUUUCAUUAUCAUAUACAGCUGCUAAGCUUGUUAAAUUUUAUGCACCGUUUGCAGCAGGGUCAGGAAUAAGUGAAAUAAAAUGUAUUGUUUCAGGAUUUGUAAUGGAUGGAUUUUUAGGUUGGUGGACAUUACUUAUUAAAAGUUUGGGAUUACCAUUAGCUAUAGGAUCUGGAUUAAGUGUCGGGAAGGAAGGUCCCAGUGUUCAUUAUGCUGUAUGUGUUGGUAAUUCUAUUGCAAAAUUAAUUACAAAAUAUAAAAAAUCAGCUUCUAAGGGUAGAGAGUUCUUGACUGCCACAGCUGCAGCUGGGGUAGCAGUUGCAUUUGGCUCUCCAAUGGGGGGAGUUUUAUUUUCAGUAGAAGAAAUAUCAUCGAUUUUUCAAUUAUCGACAUUAUGGAAAUCAUAUUUUUGUUCCUUGAUUGCUGUUACAACUUUAGCAGCUAUUAAUCCGUUUCGAACAGGUCAAUUGGUUCUUUUCGAAGUGACCUAUGACACAAAUUGGCAUUAUUUUGAAAUUCCAGUUUACAUAAUAUUAGGAAUAUUUGGUGGUGUUUACGGAAUUAUUGUAUCAAAAUUUAAUAUCAGAGUUGUUGGAUUUAGGAAGAAAUAUUUAGCUUCAUUUGCAGUUAGAGAAGUUGUAAUUUUAACUUUAUUAACAGCUAGUUUUUCAUAUUUCAAUCAAUUCUUAAGACUUGACAUGACUGAAUCGAUACAAAUGUUGUUUCAUGAAUGUGAUUCAACUUUUAAUUUACCUAUAUGUGAUCCUAACAAGAAUAAAACAGGAAUAUUAGUAUCAUUGAUAUUUGCAACUUUUGCAAGAAUGUGUCUCACCAUAAUAACAUAUGGAUGCAAAGUACCAGCAGGAAUAUUCGUACCAUCGAUGGCUGCAGGCGCUACUUUUGGAAGAGCUUUGGGUAUAAUAAUUGAUCAUAUUUACAAAUCCCAUCCUAAUUCAUUAAUUUUUUCAGCAUGUAAAGAAGGAGAGAAAUGUAUUAUUCCAGGAACUUAUGCUUUUUUAGGUGCAGGUGCAGGACUCUGUGGAAUAACUGAUUUAACUGUCACUGUCGUUAUAAUUAUGUUUGAAUUGACUGGUGCCGUACGUUAUAUUAUUCCAACUAUGAUUGUUGUCGCUAUUACCAAAAGUAUAAAUGAUAAAUGGGGUAAAGGAGGAAUAGCCGAUCAAAUGAUUAAAUUCAAUGGACUUCCAUUAAUCGAUGCUAAAGAAGAUUAUUCGUUUGGUACUAGUGUAGCAUCGGCCAUGUCUUCAGCUGUUGUUUGUUUUUCGAGUGAUUCAAAUGAUUCAUUAACUUUGGAACAAUUGAAAACGACAUUAAAUAAAACUACAUACAGGGGCUAUCCAAUAAUACAAUCUGGGAAUAGCCCAAAAAUUCAAGGUUACAUAUCAAGGUAUGAGUUAGAGUACAAUCUCAAACAAAAAGAUGGAAUUGUCAAUGAUGAUGUUGUAUGUAACUUCAAUACUGAGAACCAAAACUCCAUAGACUCAAUUGAUUUUAGCUUCUUUGUGAACAAGUCACCAUUAACUGUAAAUAUAAAUACAGCUUUGGAAAACAUUUUAGAUAUAUUUUUAAAGUUGGGACCUCGAUAUAUCUUGAUUGAAGAAAAUGGAUUAUUGGCUGGUAUCAUAACAAGAAAAGAUAUACUACGAUAUGAAUACUCACAUCAUCAUCAACGUAAAGAUUUUACAUUACAGCAAAUUCAGGAUGCAAGUGAUUUAAAGAUAUGGGAAUUUAUGAAACUAAUGAAUUUAUCAGUGAGAAAAAAUUUUGGUAAAAUUUUAUAUAACGAUCCAAAUAGAUAUGUACCUAUAUAA